Scatophagus argus is the source of this 1274-nucleotide messenger RNA. It is a transcript of the gene ttc9c, whose product is annotated as tetratricopeptide repeat domain 9C. NCBI's taxonomy places the organism in Eukaryota, Metazoa, Chordata, Actinopteri, Scatophagidae. The transcript is spliced from 5 exons. Bases 151 to 831 code for a protein of 226 amino acids. Gene Ontology annotation, molecular function: protein binding. The record is from RefSeq and is a predicted model, not a curated record.
GUAAUUCCUGGUGCGGCCUCUGUGUGGCAGUAACGCUGCAUGUUGAAGUUUUGACCGCUUCAUUAGAAAGCAAGGAAGCGCCUGUACAGCAGCAGGGAAACUGUCAACUACCAGAAAUCGCUGUCUGUUGAUCAAUAUCUUAUCAGUGGCAUGCAAGAAAUGGAGGCUGGAGGAGAGGAGAGUCUGGAUGAGCAGGGAGCAGCAGCGGCGGCAGCAGAACCAAGCUUUUCUGGCCAAACUUCCACAAAGCCGGUUUGGGCUUUGCUGGAGGAAGCAGCCCAAAUGAAAACAGAAGGGAACGCUUUCUACUGGGAAAAGAACAUUCGCUCAGCAAUUGGGCGCUAUCACCGUGCUCUGCUGGUCCUCAGAGGCCUCGACUCUGAUGUGAUGACAUCAGUGAAACGAUUCAGACCUGAGACACCUGCCCUCACACCCCAACAGGAGUCCAUGCUGAGAAACACACAAGUUGACUGCUACAACAACUUAGCUGCCUGUUUGCUGCAGAAACAGAAUGUCGACUAUGCUCGUGUGCGUGAGUACAGCUUGCGUGUACUACAGUGGAGACCAGGUGAUGUCAAAGCACUGUACAGGGCAGGAGUAGCCACUCUGGAGAUGGGAGAUGCACAAACAGCCAAACAGUAUCUCACCCAGGCCUGCAGUGAGCAGCCUAAUGAUGCCAGUGUGAGGAAGCACCUACAAAGGGCUGAAGAGAAACUGAAUCAGGAGUUGCAGAAAGAGAGGGCCAUGUACCGAGGCAUGUUUUCCUCCAGCUUGAAAAGCAGCUCUGGAGAAGAGAGUAACCAAACCAGCACAGCUGGUGAGAGAGUUUAGCCUGCCAGCUCAACCAGCAAAAUAAAGCCUCAACCUGAGAGAGACUGUGUUCAGUCUUAACUGAUCACAACCCACUGAAGAAUGUUCACACAUCUUGGAUCACUAAUCACAUUACUGUGUCUCCUUUAGGUGCUAAUGAGAUGAGCUUUAGAAAGUAUGAAUUGUACAUCAUACAGAAUACUGGAAUGCGGUCAUCAGGAGAGCAAAGCUGUUGCUGCUGAAAAUAGAAAUGAUGGGAAACUAGUUUCCUAGCAACAGAGAAACAAAGUUUUAGCCCAAUAGAGCAAGAGUUUGGCUAUUUCACAAAAUGCUUCCGAAAGCUAAAGCGAGACUCCUAAUGCACUACUCCUUAUGUCUUUUAUUAUGUCUUCAUGCUUGGAGUUGUCUGGUCAGUGCUGUGAAUGUUGAUUUUGUAAAGUAUUAAGUAAAAUAUUUUUUAUAAA